Messenger RNA from Penicillium brasilianum, 1659 nucleotides. Lineage: Eukaryota; Fungi; Ascomycota; Eurotiomycetes; Eurotiales; Aspergillaceae. The record is from the annotation of a GenBank genome assembly.
UCAUCAUCUCCGGACCCUGCACAACGCGCCUUGCAACGUCAAUCUACGACUCCAACCUCAAACAACAUCCAUCGUCUCCUAUAUCCUUUGGUUUUUCUUCCCCAUCACAUAGAAGAUCGCAAUCAUGGGAGACGUCGCCGUGGAGAACCCGGCAAACAACGUCACGCCUCUCCCAAAGCCAGGUGCCUUGGAUGCCCUUGCUAACCUGGACUCGCUGGAGGGCACUGGAGCCGAUGGAAACGACGAAUAUGCCAACUUGAAGCGGCUACAGAGACACUUAGAAUACAUUCAGCUGCAGGAGGAAUACAUUAAGGAUGAGCAAAGGAGCUUGAAGAGGGAGCUUGUCCGAGCACAAGAAGAGAUCAAACGGAUACAGAGUGUGCCACUGGUGAUUGGACAGUUCAUGGAGGCUAUCGAUCAGAAUACUGGCAUCGUGCAAAGCUCGACCGGGUCGAAUUACGUCGUCCGCAUCCUGUCCACACUCGACCGCGAGAAGCUGAAGCCCUCAUCCUCGGUCGCCCUCCACCGUCACUCUAAUGCGCUUGUCGAUAUUCUUCCCCCCGAAGCUGACUCCUCCAUUGCGAUGCUGGGUGAGAGUGAGAAGCCAGAUGUGACCUACGCCGACGUGGGUGGUCUGGAUAUGCAGAAGCAGGAGAUCCGGGAAGCGGUCGAGUUGCCGUUGACACACUUCGACCUCUAUAGACAGAUUGGUAUCGACCCGCCCCGUGGUGUCUUGCUGUAUGGACCCCCCGGUACCGGUAAGACCAUGUUGGUCAAGGCCGUGGCCAACAGCACAACCGCCAGCUUCAUUCGCGUGAAUGGCUCCGAGUUCGUACAAAAGUAUCUGGGUGAGGGUCCUCGUAUGGUUCGUGAUGUCUUCCGGAUGGCGCGCGAGAACUCGCCUGCCAUCAUCUUCAUUGACGAGAUUGAUGCCAUCGCCACCAAGCGUUUCGAUGCCCAGACCGGUGCCGACCGUGAGGUGCAGCGUAUUUUGCUGGAGCUGUUGAACCAAAUGGAUGGUUUCGAGCAAACCAGCAACGUCAAGGUCAUCAUGGCUACCAACCGUGCAGACACCCUGGACCCGGCUCUGCUGCGCCCUGGUCGUCUGGACCGUAAAAUUGAGUUCCCGUCGUUGCGCGACCGCCGUGAGCGCCGCCUGAUCUUCACCACCAUCGCAUCAAAGAUGUCUCUGUCGCCCGAGGUGGACUUGGACUCUUUGAUUGUUCGGAAUGAGCCGCUGUCAGGAGCUGUGAUCGCUGCCAUCAUGCAAGAGGCCGGUCUUCGGGCGGUGCGCAAGAACCGAUACAACAUCAUCCAGACUGACCUGGAGGAUGCCUACGCAUCCCAGGUGAAGAGUGGCCAUGAGGAUGACCGUCUCGAUUUCUACCGGUAAGCUCUAUUUUGCUGGGGGCCGAGUGUAUGCGGGUGGUGAAAGCGUGGCUCGGACUGUUGUAUUAUCAAUAAUCUGUGAUACUUGGAAUACAUGCGAUAUUCAAUUUGUAAGGCAUGACUCGUGACAAGCUGCGAUGUGGUAGGAAGCAUUCCGUACCACGUAAGGGUCAAGCGAUACGCAAAAAAAUUCAGCUGGAUUGUACCACGCAUGGUCUUUGAAACAGUAUCAUACCGGGUAUAGGAAGGCAUCGAUCAGGCUGCCAGUAU